Messenger RNA from Trichoplusia ni (cabbage looper), 1296 nucleotides. RefSeq names its product plasminogen activator inhibitor 2 type A-like. Gene Ontology annotation, molecular function: serine-type endopeptidase inhibitor activity. NCBI's taxonomy places the organism in Eukaryota, Metazoa, Arthropoda, Insecta, Lepidoptera, Noctuidae. The record is from RefSeq and is a predicted model, not a curated record. The coding region runs from base 46 to 1296 and encodes 416 amino acids. The transcript is spliced from 2 exons.
CUAUAACUAAAAUAUACGAAAUAGAGACGUGCCAAUUUGUCCAUCAUGGAGGCGAGAAUACUGGCGUUACUGAUAAUUAGUUCUGGAGUUCUUAUAACAAGUCAGCAGAACCAAGGGCCUUGUUAUGUUAGCCGUGACGUAGGAGAUGAAUAUCGAUCAUCGUUAUACGAGUACUCAAUCGAUUUGAUAAAAUCAGUGAUAGUGAAAAGUGAUUUUAACUACGUCUGCUCCUUGGUCUCAAUUUGGAUCUCGCUCGCAGCUAUAGCAGAGGGCACGGGCCCAGUGAGUCAACAAAAACUAUUCCAAUUUCUAAAAUUGCCCAAUGACCCCUGCAUCCGUCAGGAAUACUACAAAAUGGCUACAACAAGAGCGUUCCCAUUCAACGAUGUCCAUAUAAAAAAUAGACGCGUUUUAGUUCUCGAUGAAAGUGUAACCCUGAACCCUACAUGGUACAGUUUCAUAACAAAGAAUUCUCUUUUGGAUGUAGUAACGGCGCCAAUACAUUCGAAUCCCGUGGCAACAGCUAAAGAGAUCCAACGAAUCAUGUCUACGUCACUCCCAAGACUCAAUCUGAAUGGAAACUCCGUGUUGUUGGACACUUUAGACUACAAUGGCUUGUGGACCACGACAUUUUUAAACGCGACCAUUGAGAGAGCACCUUUCUACAGUCUGACAGGCCAAGAAAUCGGGUCUGUGGAUCUCAUGAAGAUUAAGAAACGGGCACGUAUGGGCUACCUCAGAUCAUUGCAUUCGAAAAUUCUGGAGCUCCCAAUUGGUUUGAGUGGGAGAUAUCAUAUGUUGUUCCUUGUGAGACUGGGGAAUAAUGAUUUGAGGCCUUUAGUGGAAGACUUCGGGAGUUCAGUAUUAUUUGAAGCAUUCGAGUCCCUGCGACACAGCAAUGUACUGAUUGACGUAGCGAUACCGCGGAUAGUGAUAACUACUGAGAUUGAUGUGCGAGUCAUUUUGGAAGAGCUUGGGGUCACAGAGGUUUGGAAUGAUCCGCUGGUGACCAGGUACAUAUUAUUAGAUAUUAAUAUGCCUUUUAUUUGUAAACAUAGGUACAUAUCAAACCCAGGAGCGUUACCAAGUAGCUUCGUGCAACGAACGACCGUCUUUCUGAACAACGAAGGCUUGGCAUCUGAGGAUCCCUCUCCAUCCAUCACACGAUCAGGUUUAGACCCUGAGUUGGGAACAGACUUCAUAGCUGACAGACCAUUUUUAUUUGGUCUAGUUGACGCUGAGACGAGAACUUGGCUAUUAACCGCAGCGUUUACGAAACCAACUUAUUCGCAAUAA